Fonsecaea erecta is the source of this 957-nucleotide messenger RNA. RefSeq names its product casein kinase 1. Gene Ontology annotation, molecular function: ATP binding; protein serine/threonine kinase activity. Gene Ontology annotation, biological process: signal transduction; peptidyl-serine phosphorylation. The record is from RefSeq and is a predicted model, not a curated record. Bases 1 to 957 code for a protein of 318 amino acids. Lineage: Eukaryota; Fungi; Ascomycota; Eurotiomycetes; Chaetothyriales; Herpotrichiellaceae. Gene Ontology annotation, cellular component: nucleus; cytoplasm. The transcript has 3 exons.
AUGGAUGACCCAUUUAUCCAACACUUUCUCGAAAUACGCCUAGGUGGGCGCUACCAGAUAUGUCAGCGGCUAGGAUCAGGCUCGUUUGGACAAGUUUACAUCGGGCGCGAUGUUCCCACGGGUGAUGCCGUGGCUAUCAAACUCGAGUACACUUAUACUACGAAUCCGCUCCUCCGUCAAGAGGUCAACAUCUAUGAGGAAUUAAUGGGCCAGCCCGGCAUCCCCCGGAUGUUCUGGAGUGGCAGCGAGGGUGAUUUCCAGGCAAUAGUGUUCGACCUUCUCGGACCUAAUCUCGAGGACCUCUUUCGAUACUGUGGUGACAAAUUCUCACUCAAGACGACGUUGAUGCUAAUGGAUCAACUCCUCCAUCGGAUUGAGAGCCUCCACACAGUGGGAUACCUCCAUCGGGAUAUCAAGCCUGAAAACUUCCUCCUAGGCACCGGCAAGAUGGGCAAUGUGGUCUACAUGACAGAUUUUGGACUCGCGGAGUAUCAAGGUGUGCCAUACGAUGGACCCAAAAGCUCCAAACCGGCAACCGAACCCCGGGUUUCCUUGGUGGGAACCUGCCGCUACGCCAGCAUCAACGGUCACUUGGACGUCGCCCCUUCAAAACGUGAUGACCUCGAGUCGGUGGGGUAUAUGGCCUUGUAUUUUCUCAAUGGGUCCCUCCCCUGGCAAGGCAUCAAGGCAGCCAGUCGGCAGGAAAAACACAGGCUUGUGUACGAGCGGAAGAAGUCGCUCGCGGUGGCCGAACUAUGUCAGGGUCUCCCCACUGAGUUUGCUACCUACAUGAACUACGUUCGUGGAUUAGGUGAUCGGGACAAGCCAAACUAUAAGUACCUCCGGGGCUUAUUCGAUCGCCUCUUCCGCCGUGAAGGCUUUGAGCAUGACAACGUAUUCGAUUGGACCAUUCGGGAAUUUGAAAGGCUUUCAAGUGUGAAUCAACAACAAGAUUGA